This is a messenger RNA of Pocillopora verrucosa, 3063 nucleotides long. Its product is annotated as UBX domain-containing protein 8-like. NCBI's taxonomy places the organism in Eukaryota, Metazoa, Cnidaria, Anthozoa, Scleractinia, Pocilloporidae. Gene Ontology annotation, molecular function: ubiquitin binding. The record is from RefSeq and is a predicted model, not a curated record. Gene Ontology annotation, cellular component: endoplasmic reticulum.
AUGGCGUUCGACAAAACAUGGAUAGUCCUCAUCGCUGGUUGUGGUGUCUUAGGACUGGCUGUGUGGGGUGGACUUAACGCAAUGACUCUAAAAAUGAUUCUCUUAUGGAUGUUCAUCGGCUUUGGGUUCCUGACCUUCCUAAUGCAUUUGUUUGGCUCGCCGAUUAGUAUUUUGUUGGGAAAAUUUUUCCAUAAUUCUCCCGACGAACAACAGACCAGUCAAGUAAAAUAUUCUGAAACGGAACUGAAAGAAAGAAGGCAAAGAGCGUUGGAAAUGAAACAAUUCCUGCAAGAUAAUAAGGUUGACAUCUAUAGAGAGAACAUUUUAGAUCCAAGAGAAGAGAUUCUUAAAGCAAAAAGAGAGGCAGAGUUCUACAAGUUUGACAGCAGGUGGAGAGGAAAGGGUCAAAGAUUAGGGAAGGGACAUGUUGAAGAACAAGCUGAAGAAGACUUUUUAUCCCAAGAGUUUUUGUUGCAUGAAGAUCCUAGCUCAGAAGAAGGAACAAACACAGAACAGAUUCCACAUAAUGAUGGUACCUCAAACUUCACUGACAAUGGGUGCAUGUCUAGAAAAGAACAGACUGAGACAGAUUCUGUGCGUCAAAGGAGAAACAGACAGAGUCGUGAGUUGCCUGAAGAGCCAGAUCCCAAGGAGAAUGGGGUAAUAACUGUUGCCCUUCGUUGUCCUGAUGGAACUGUUAAGAAGAGGAGAUUUGCAGUGCAGUCCCAAAUUAAGGUGCUGUUUACAUAUGCUGAUUGGCUGGGCUAUUCGCCCUCUCGUCAUAUUAUAUUAACGACGUAUCCUAGAAAACAGUUAUCUGAAGCAGAACAAACUUUUAGUGAGGCUGGGUUAACUCAUGAUACAGCACUGGUACUGGAAGAAAUAUAAGACAAUGUUCAUAUUAGUUAGUGGCAAUCUUCUCUAACAUACCUGAAUAGUACUACCACAAUAUAUCUUGCGUCGGUUUGUGCAUUAGGGACCCAGGGGAAGGGUAUGGGGGUUCAGACCCCUUCCUCUCAGACCUCUGGGUUUUUUUAAAAGUACUUGUCUCACACAAAAAUUUUUACAAAUAGUGUAGUUAAACUACAUGUUGAGUUUUAUUUCUAACUUUGUACUUCGCAUAAUUUACAUUGCAACUUUUCGAAAUUCUGUAGCGUAGUCGCACAUCGGGCGUUCAAACCUUAACUUUUGGUGGCCCUGGUCAGUUUUAACUCGCCACUGGCGACCGUGCGACCGCCAAUUUUUUAGCCCUGAAAUAUAUUAUUCAAUAAGUACAUUGUUGAUUGAUGCUGGAACGACGAGUUUUCAGCUUAUUUGACUUUACACAUGGAUACUGUUCAUCGCAUAAUCGCGGAAUUGGAUGAGAUCUAAGUCUUCACAAUACAACUUUAUUGGUUGGCAUAAACGGUUAUUCCUCAUAGUAUAGGCUGAACCAAAAGUCUCUCAUGUUCCAAGAAUGUGCCCGCUAUGCUUUUGCUCCGUCAGCAAAAAAGUUUACAUUGCAUGAAAUUUUUUAGAUACUAUCAAUACUUUGAAACUAUCAAAUGUGAGUAUUUACGUGUCUAUUUGAUUGACGUCUAUUACUGAGAUGCGUGCCCUGUAGAUUUGUCAUAGGCAAUUCGGCUUGAUGUGAAGUGCUUGAGGUUCUGCGGAACAUUUCGGAAAUACCUGCCCUAAAUUCUGGCAGUCUUAUAGCAUACACGAUAGGAUUCGCCAGGGAAUUAGCGCCUACGAAAGCCGCUAGCGUCAUUCGUAUGUGAAAAAAGGAACGUUGAGGGUACCAGCCUGAGAGAACAUCUUCAUGCCAAUAUGUAAUUAUUCUGAAAGUUGUAAAUGGAAGCCAUGUCAUCAAAGAUGCAAGCGUGACAAUAAGUAAGGUGGCGGUCAGCUUCCUUUCUCUGUUGGUUGCACCAUGAUGUCGAGGAUUAGGACUGAAUCGAACUUUGAUGAAAAUAGCAACAUAAGAGACACAAAUCAAAAAUAGAGGAAGUGACCAAUAUAAUAUCAAGGUAAUUCCUGAGAACAAUACUGCAAGAUGAGAAUUUCCUUGUGUUUUGAAUAACACGAUUUGAACAGUCUCCCUCAAUGAAGUUAGAAACCAAAUAGCGGCGAUUGCCAUUGCGUAAACCCUUCUCUUAAUUACACGAUGCUCAAUUGGAAAUAAUGUGGCAUGCAUUCUUUCUAAAGAAAUAGCAGCGAGAUUUACGAGUGAGGCCAUGGGAAACAAAUUAGCCAAUGGAAAAAUCGUUUGAGUUUGCCUCCAUAAAUCGCAGUAGUGCCCCAAAAGAUGAUGAACAAUCACAGGACCCGAAACUGCUCCAGCCAAAAGAUCGACUGUGGCCAGAUGGAUGAUCAAGUAUGUACUCUGGCGCUGUAGCUGGCGUUGUUUCACAAAUACAAUAAUGGUGAGGAGAUUGAGGAUGACAAUGGCCAGACAUUCGGUGAUGGAAGCAACAAGCCACGGGAUGCAGUCCGGGGAGUAACUCGGGUAUACAUACGUGGUAUUAUUACUGGUUUCCAUGAGCAUUAGGAAACUGUGAACAUUUUCCAAAUAAAAAGAAUAAAUCAUCAAUUUUCUGACAAUUAAAUAGAGAAUAACACAUGAGCGCGCGUACAUAUGGAAUUUCUCUUCGAGUUGAACACGACAAGAGAAAUUUCAUAUUUACAAGCAACCAUGUAUUAUUUUGUUUAUCAUAUAAACACAGUAGCCUUUUUAUGACGAGAAAAAUCAACUCUAUUAAUGAAUGAAAGUAAAAGGAUCGACAAUCCCCGACUACAAAUCGCAAAGUGUGUUGGCUCGAAAUGAAAACAUGCGUUGAAUCGCUACAAAAACAAACAAUGGGCCUAAUUUUCAAUAAACAAAAUUCUCAGUUAUUGAAUUAGUCCUUAUCGACAGAAGAAAUCAUCCAGGUAAACGGCCAAAAUCGGCCUGUGGCAAAUCUUCCAGAGAUCGAUUUUCGUUCUUAGCCGCGAGAUAUGCCAUUACCAAAGCCACUGAAUACUUACCUUUUGGUUUUUCAUUUCGUAUUUUGGUUUUUUUCCCUUUUGGAAAAUUUGAACGUC